This is a messenger RNA of Ahaetulla prasina, 1256 nucleotides long. It is a transcript of the gene MRPS26, whose product is annotated as mitochondrial ribosomal protein S26. The transcript has 4 exons. The record is from RefSeq and is a predicted model, not a curated record. Gene Ontology annotation, cellular component: mitochondrial small ribosomal subunit. Bases 177 to 788 code for a protein of 203 amino acids. NCBI's taxonomy places the organism in Eukaryota, Metazoa, Chordata, Lepidosauria, Squamata, Colubridae.
GCUCCUCGGCUGUUCCCUGGCGUAACUUCCGGCCUGCGGACUCGGAAAGGAGAGCGGGCGGCGUUUCUGCUUUCUCUUCUUCUUGCGGUAGGCGGGACUGCAUUUCCCGGCGUCCCUGGCGCCACUUCCGGUUCCGGUUCUCUUUCCGGCCCUCCUGCGUCCGCGCUUCCGGUCCGAUGCUGGCGGCGGGGCUGAGGGGCCUUCCCGGCCUGCUGGGCCGCGGCGCCCCGAGCCUGGUCCCCUCGCGAGGCCGCAAGACCCGCUUCGACCCUCCGGCCAAAUCCAAGGCGGACCGGAUCAAGGUGCCGCCGCCUGUCGACCCGGCCGAGCUGCUGGUCGUCCUCGACCGCUACGAGCAGUACCGGCGGGUGGUGAGCGCCCUCAGAUUUGAAAUGAAGGAAGAAGUACAAUUCAAACACUACGAUCUCAAGUACGGGGAAACGGCGAAGCUGAGGAAGAAAGCUCAGGACGAGGAACAUCAACGUCUCAUGGCCUUGAACGAUGCGGAAAAUAAGCGCUUACUCGAACGCAGGUUGGAGCGUCUUCGGCAGGAGGAAUUAUUGGAGAAGACCCGCAAGCUACAAAGUGACCAACACAGGGAAACCUUUCAGGAGGAAUUCCUCAAGAAGAAAGAGAUGGAGGUGCUUCAGUUACAGGAACAAUCCCAGAAUUUCAUCACUCUCGAAAACCUGGACCAGCGGAUCGAGGAGUGCCUGAACAAGACGCAGAAUUACAAUUUUGCCAUCGAUAAAGACGGGAGAAUAGUUAAGAGGACGGCCGUAUCGUAAGCCGCCUCUCCCACAGGGGAAGGAGCAUUCCAUCUAGAUCCGAGGUUGGCGGUGAGCGAUCGGGGGAUCCCCGUAUGGCUCCACCCCAUCAAUAUCACCGCCCUCAAAGCGGGGAAUAGCGGAUAAUUCAUGCUUUCCAAACUCUGGUUUGACAACCACUCUGGCUCUUUUUUCAGGACGAAAUCCAUCAUCUUCAGAGAUUUGGGGUGCGUGUAUCUGUAUGUAUGUGUGUGUGUUAGUGUUAUUUUGGCGUCUCAUCCUCAGUUGUUCCUGCCUUUUAGAUUUCAAUUUUUGAAAAAGUGAUCCUGCCUCUCUCUAUGUGUGCAAAACCGAUGUGCUCCUUCCUUUUUCACAGAUCGGUUUCUUCAGAAAAACGAAACAGUGCUUAGCGAAGUCUUUUCUUUGAAAAAUAAUUUGACCUAUUCUUUAGGUUCUCUGGAUUGCUCUGUAAUUAAAUACAAUAUUUUA